Messenger RNA from Sphaeramia orbicularis (orbiculate cardinalfish), 1687 nucleotides. RefSeq names its product Mix paired-like homeobox (gene mixl1). Gene Ontology annotation, molecular function: RNA polymerase II transcription regulatory region sequence-specific DNA binding; DNA-binding transcription factor activity, RNA polymerase II-specific. NCBI's taxonomy places the organism in Eukaryota, Metazoa, Chordata, Actinopteri, Kurtiformes, Apogonidae. The record is from RefSeq and is a predicted model, not a curated record. Bases 438 to 1544 code for a protein of 368 amino acids. The transcript has 4 exons. Gene Ontology annotation, biological process: regulation of transcription by RNA polymerase II.
AACAUGCAGGAUAGGCGAUCCUGAGGUCCAGGGUUGGUGACCCCUGCUCUAAAGAAACAGUGAAUAAGCUCCUCCAGCUUCUUUUAAAGGAAUGGACCAAUUCUAGUAACUCAUUAAAACGUAAGGUGAAAUUCGAUAGAUAAUAUUAAAACAUCUAUAUGUGUCUUAUUAUUUACGCGACAGAAUAAAGCUGUGCGUCCUUGAGGAAAUGGCAGUUCCUCUCGCUCUUUGAAGAUGUAAGGUCCAUUAUUGCUUCAUGCAUUCCAAAGCAGAUAAAUGUUUUCUCUGUCCAUGUGUAUUGAGCUUGCAGAUUCCAUUAAAACCCUUUAAAAGAACAUCCAGCCUCUCCACCGCCCGAGGUGCAAUGGCUUCACACCUUGGCCGACCUGCAGACGUCUGAAGUAGCAGCACGGCCGCUGCAGUGCCAGCCGACACUGAUGGCUGACCCAUUCACACAUCCCAGCAGCACCACCUUUGAUCCCGGGGUAUUUAACCUCUGCAGCCAAAGUCACUCAGUUGUUGGAAUUCAGACGCAGAAGAUCAUGUCUACAGUUCAUGGAAAUCUACGCGUCGGGGACCUGAAUCCUUUCCAGAUGUACCACGAAGGGCCGCUGCAGAUGAACGGCAUGGUCACCUCAGAUUAUGCCACCUCAGAUGUUACAGACUACUUCAACUCUGCUGACUCUGCGCCGAGGGUGGAUAAAUGCGUGGCAAUACUGACCCACAGGAGAAAGAGGACCAACUUCACUCAGCAGCAAAUCGAAGUGCUGGAGAAGGUUUACUCGGACACUAAAUAUCCUGACAUCUAUCUCCGAGAGAGACUAGAGGCUCUGACUGGGCUACCGGAGUCCAGAAUUCAGGUUUGGUUCCAGAACAGAAGGGCCAAAUCUCGUCGCCAGGUGAGUUCAUCCGUGUCCAUGAAGGUCCCCAACACCCCUACAGCUGUCCCCUUCAACCAGAUCCAAAGCAGGAUGGUCCCCGAGAAAGUGUAUGAGAAGAACCACAGUGUUGAAGCGCACAGGAUAGGUGGUUUUGGCCUGGAGGACACUUACAGACCCACAAUGCAACAGAACACAGUUGACGCUCACACUCAACCCAGCAGCUUCGAACACACACCUGUUUCCUGCAUCUAUGACAAGGAUGGAUCCAGACCGAAGCCUGAACAGCUGCAGAGACCGGAGCUGAGCGUCAACGUCCCAUGCUGCAACGUCCAUCUUUAUCUGAAGGAAAACGAGCAUCAGAAUAAAGUCAGCGUCACUGGUGAUCAGGUUCCGAAGGUUCUGGUGGAAUAUGACAAUUUCCCACCCAACAAAACCAUCGGACCGGAGAUGAAAGUAGUGAUCCCUCCCAUUCCUAUGCAGGGGAACUUCAGCAGGUCAUCACCGAAGGAUGCCGGGUGCCAAAUCCAGUACGCACAAAUGAGACCUGUGGGGGGCAGGUUCGGUCAGUUCUCCCCGAUCCGAACCACUGAGGUGCAGGACUUCUCCGAUUCCGAAUCUGAGUGGGAGAACGAAGCUAUGGCUGGAUUUGCAGGUUUUAUGUAAAUGUGUGGAACCAGCUGGUGUGUAGUUGUACGUGUGUGUGUAUUUUACGCAUUAUAAUCAACCCUGUUUGUAACAUAAGAGCUGAUAUACAGGGGUUUGUUUGCUUUACAUGAAAAUCCUUUAUUUAUUGUAAAAAGUUAUAA